Molecule: messenger RNA, 4440 nt
Organism: Heterocephalus glaber (naked mole-rat)
Lineage: Eukaryota; Metazoa; Chordata; Mammalia; Rodentia; Bathyergidae
Source: RefSeq, a predicted model, not a curated record
AGCUUGAGGACAGGAGUGAAAACAGCUUCCUCUGUCCCUGCCUCUCCUCCUUGUCCUUGCCAAGUCCACACUACAGCAGUGACCACAGCAUACCGCAGUCAUCUGGCUGUGGACCUGAGGGGCUCCAUGAGGGCUUCCGGGCAGGGGCUCACUGUCCUGUCGCUCCUGGUUCGAUGGAAAGAAUUAGCACAGCCCAUUCUUCCCAUGUACCCCCAGUGCCUGAGGGCACCUGCGCCCCAGUGGAGGUCUUAGCGUUGCUGGCAGGGCUGCUCACCCACCUGGGUGUGUGGAAAGCCUGGAGGAUGGAGGAUACGAGGAGGGAGGAGUUCUGCCCCCUCAUCCUCCUGUUGGCGUGUGGUUCCUCGGCAACCGCCCAGCCUGACACCAGAUUGGAGUUCACAUGAUUCUGCCUCAGCUCAGGAAUAGGCGGCCCCCGGCUGGGGAUUUUCUAGUUGGUAGCGCUGGGAGGUUCGGGCUGCGGGAAAUCUCGGGAGGGAGAGCUUGUCCUGGCUGCAGGGCCACCCAGGCUCUGCGGAGCUGCUGCAGGAUCCUGGCUGCUGGAGGGUGCAGGGGAGAGCCCAGCUGGGCUGGCAGGGGCAGAGCAGUCUUGGCCCAGAUACCCCACCGGAGGACUCCAUCCUGAUUCCAAGAGCUACCAAGGCUGGGGCUUCACUGCCUUCUUUCUCCUGCUCCCUACCUGGCUGUAGAGACCACACUGCCUUCCUGGGACUUGGAGGGUCUGGGGGAACCCAGGCAACAUAGUCAGGGGACCACCUUGCUGUGUUUAAGCAGACUGAUUUGUGGGUCAGAAAAUUCAUUUAGUAGCUCAUGAGCUGCAUCUAAAAAAUGAAAUAGAACAGAAAAUACCGAGGGGCCCGCCCACAACCAGUGAUGCCCUCCCCUUGAUAUAGCUUGAGCCACCUUCUGUAAACAAGAUGGCGGUGGGGAGUCCCUGAGCCCAUGAAGGGUGAGGCCCCUCCCAGACCAAAGAUGGGGAACAUCACUGCAGACAAUGCCUCGCUGACCUGUACCAUUGACCACACCAUCCACCAGACGCUGGCCCCUGUGGUCUACAUCACAGUGCUGGUGGUGGGCUUCCCGGCCAACUGCCUAUCCCUCUACUUCGGCUACCUGCAGAUCAAGGCCCGGAACGAGCUGGGCGUGUACCUGUGCAACCUGACCAUGGCGGACCUCUUCUAUAUCUGCUCGCUCCCCUUUUGGCUGCAGUAUGUGUUGCAGCACGACCACUGGUCCCAUGGCGACCUGUCCUGCCAAGUGUGCGGCAUCCUGCUGUACGAGAACAUCUACAUCAGCGUGGGUUUCCUCUGCUGCAUCUCCAUCGACCGCUACCUGGCUGUGGCGCAUCCCUUCCGCUUCCACCAGUUUCGUACCCUGAAGGCAGCCGUGGGUGUUAGCGUAGUCAUCUGGGCCAAGGAGCUACUGAGCAGCAUCUUCUUCCUCAUGCACCAGGAGGUCAUUGAGGACAAAUACCAGCACCGUGUCUGCUUCGAGCACUACCCCAUCAAGGCCUGGCAGCGCAGCAUCAACUACUACCGCUUCCUGGUGGGCUUCCUCUUCCCCCUGUGCCUGCUGCUGGCCUCCUACCGGGGCAUCUUGCAGGCUGUGCGCCGGAGCCACGGCACCCAGAAGAGCCGCAAGGACCAGAUCCAGCGGCUGGUGCUCAGCACUGUGGUUAUCUUCCUGGCCUGCUUCCUGCCCUACCACGUGCUGCUGCUGGUGCGCAGUGUCUGGGAGGCCAGCUGCGAGUUCGCCAAGAGCAUCUUCAAUGCCUACCACUUCUCCCUGCUCCUCACCAGCUUCAACUGCGUCGCCGACCCCGUGCUGUACUGCUUCGUCAGUGAGACCACGCACAGGGACCUGGCGCGCCUCCGAGGGGCCUGCCUGGCCUUCCUCACCUGUGCCAGGACUGGCCGGGCGCGGGAAGCCUUCCCACUGGGUGCCCCUGAGGCCUCUGGAAAAAGCGGGGCCCAGGGCGAGGAGCCUGAGUUGUUAACUAAGCUCCAUUCAGCCUUUCAGACCCCUAGCUCGCCUGGAGUGGGAGGGUCCCCUGUGGCCUAGCCUGGGUCACCCGCGUGUGGGGAUAGGUGAGGCCUGAGCCUUCAUCCCACUGGCCUUGUGGUCCUGAGCUUGCACCUGGUUGCCUCCUGCUUUGACCUGGCAGGUGCCUCUUCUGCUGGAGGGAUGGAUGGACUGGCUGCAGCUGGGCUUCUCUCGCCCGGGAGCCCUGCUCUAGCUUGGUGAGGCCAGCGGCACUGUCCAGGAUAGAAUGAGCAUUGUCAUUUCCUGGACAUCCGCUGCUGCCAGCUGGGGCUGCUGGUGGGAGGGAGGCAGUGACCUGUCACUUCCAGGAAGUUUGCGAAGAGCAGCUGGGGUUGGGGUGUAGAGUUCCAGGACACGGAGGCUGGGGAAUUGGAAGGUGAAGGCAGGGACCUGGGUGUUCACUUGCCACUGCCUUCCAGAGUCACUGUUGUCACAGAUGAUACCUGUGCAAAUGUACGGCAGUUACCUGAUGCUGUGACACAUGAGGCUGUAUUGUAGCCAUUAACACUAGAAAGCCACUCUACAAUGAGGUGGGCAGGGAAGACUGGAUGGGGAGAAGGAAGGUGGAGGGAUUUCCGGCACUGGGGUGGAAACAGGGACACUGGGGGAGUGUGGCAGGGAGAAACCCCAUCUCCAGCCAUGCCAUGCUGUACAGGGAGAGAUGAGAAGAUCCCCCAGUCUGAAGGGUAAUGGCAGACAAAGUCCAGGGCUCCUGGGGAGAUGCCUGGGCCCUUUUGAACAAUCACUUUGUCCUUAAUCAAGUUCUUGACACAUCUCUGCUACUUAGCUUUGUCUCCAUCUGCCCAAAAGUGCCAGACAUGGGAGUCUGGAGUGGGGACACACACACACACACACACACGCACGCACGCACGCACGCGCGCGCACACACACACACACACACAGGGAGAGAGAGAGAGAAAUGCCAAGGUCUCCAUGACAGCUGUGGCUGGGGAUUUAGCUCAGUGGUUCUGCUGCCUUCCUCCAUGACAGCUGUUUCCAAAACAUUGAGGUUAGGGUCAUGUCUUUUCGGGGCCCUGCUAUACAGACCAUAGAACAUCUAGCAUCUCAGAGAGGAGCACAGCAUUAUCCCAGGGUUCACUGAUACACCCAGGCCAACAAAACCCAUGCAUGCAUCCUGGCAUCUUUCAGCCCACAGGUCUGGGCUUAAGCUCCACUCUGGCUUAAAGAGCUCCUGUGACCAAGAUGCGAGGUGGCCUGGAACCCACCUUGCCUGUUUUCCAUGCAGGCUCCUCUGCCUGAUGUCCCACCUUACCUACCCGGAGAUGACAGUGGAUCCAUGGCUAUACGAAGCCCAGGACACAGACCACCAACUUUGUUCUGCCCUGGAAGGCUAGGUACAAGGCUUGUCUCUUGCAGCUUUUGUCCCUGGCCAUGUUGAGGUGUCCCUCCCACCCUCAGGACACCCACAGGUUUCUCCUGUUCUGUUUUGCAGUAAGGCUUCCUGCUCCUUGAGUGCCACCUCCUCACAGUUCUCUGGAGAGCGGCAGAGAGUGCAUGGGGUGCACCAGCCUCAUCUGACUUGUUCAAAUGAGGGACUUGGCUUUGUACUGUGCCAAGCACAGCCCUGGCCUGGUGAACAUACCAAAGGCCAGAGGAGCCACUUGCUGCCCCAGAAGAUCACCUUCAUAGGAAUGCUAGCCUUUCAGACUUUCUGUAUGGGGGCUAGAGCCAGCUCUGACUUCGCAGGACAUGCCCUCAAAGUCCUGGGAUUUGAGUCCCUCCAGACCAAGAGCUAGGGAGGCUGAACGGUGGCCAGGGACUAGGGCAGGAAAUAGAGAAUAGGUAGUGGUUGGCAUCAGUAGAAUGUUUCUGAAAUCUGCUGAGAGUGGGAGUUGGGAGGCCAGGCAGAACUUCAUCUUCAAUCUUCCUUCCCUCUUCUCAUCAGCCUCUAAGAGGCUCAUCCUUUAGUUGUGUCUUAAUCCUUACAUCAGAGGAUCCCAGAAGCAGAUAACCCAAGCUGGUAUGCCCCAGGAAGGGUGCAUACUGCAGUCCAAGGGCUACACUUGGCUGUGAAGCCCCACUCCAAUUCCUUGUGGAAUUGAGCCUCAAAUGACCUAGAAGGUUCUCUUUUUUUUCCUGGAAGAAGAACCAGGAUCUUGCUGGGGCAAUAGCAUUGGCUGAGCCUUCCUGUCUCUUCAUUCUACAGUAUUCCUCCCUAUUUUGAUCUUAAACACUGGCGUUCCUUCUGGCAUGGAUUGGGAUGAGCUGGGAGCAGUUCUGUUUAUUAUGGAGAAGUGUAUUUUUGUAUUGUCCUAUCUUUUACAUCAAGUAUACAUGAGAAGUAUUUGUGUGUUGGACUGUGCAAUGGAUUUAUGUAGCAAACCUCCUUCUGCAAAUAAAGGAAAGUAACCAGCCACA